AUGCUCUACGACCUCAACAUUGCGUGGUCGCCCUCGACACCAACAGACAAGCUCCUGGCCACACUCUCCACCGCCUCCAGCCUCGGCUACUCGACUGUCGCCCUCAACCACCAGCUCGAGCUCCCCGUCAACUCCACACCAACCUCACCCUUUCCCACCCUCACACCACCAUCCUCCUCCUCCUCCUCCCUCCCCAACAUCCUACACCGCGCCACAUUCCCCCUCUCCGACCCCUCCGCACCCAACUACCGCCUCAACGCCCUCGCCGCCUCCUACGACAUCCUCGCCGUGCGGCCCACCACCGCCGAAGCCUUUCAAAACGCCUGCCUGACGCUCGACGUGCCUCUCAUCUCCCUGGACCUCUCCCACCGGUACCCGUUCCACUUUCGGCCCAAGCCGUGCAUGGCCGCCGUCGCGCGCGGCGUCCGCUUCGAGGUGUGCUACGCGCAGCUGCUCAACGCGCCCGACGCGCGCGCCCGCGCCGCCUUUAUCGGCAACGUGACCAACCUGCUGCGCGCCACGCGCGGCGGCCGCGGCGUCAUUCUCAGCAGCGAGGCCCGUACCGCGCUCGGCCUGCGCGCUCCCGCCGACGUUGUCAACCUGCUCGCCGUAUGGGGCUUGCCGAGCGACCGGGGGCUCGAGGGUUUGCGCGCGCUGCCGAGGGGCGUCGUCGUGAAUGAGGGCCUCAAGCGCACCGGGUUUCGUGGCAUCGUCGACAUUGUGCAGACGGCGGAGGAGGAGCCGGGCAAGGGCGCCCAAGAGGACAGCGGAAUGGAUGCCGGUGCGGGUGGUGUAUCGUCGGCGGAGGGACGGGCCAAGCAAAAGAAUCAGAAGCGCAAGCCGGGGCAGCAGGAAGAGGGGCAGCAGCAGAUGAGCAAGCGGCAGGCGAAAAAGUUGCGUCUCGCCAAUCGGGCGGCUGCUGGAGCUGCAGAAAAGUCCUCAUGA
This is a messenger RNA of Beauveria bassiana ARSEF 2860, 945 nucleotides long. Its product is annotated as RNase P subunit p30. The record is from RefSeq and is a predicted model, not a curated record. Gene Ontology annotation, biological process: tRNA processing. The transcript has a single exon. Gene Ontology annotation, cellular component: nucleolar ribonuclease P complex. Gene Ontology annotation, molecular function: RNA binding. NCBI's taxonomy places the organism in Eukaryota, Fungi, Ascomycota, Sordariomycetes, Hypocreales, Cordycipitaceae. Bases 1 to 945 code for a protein of 314 amino acids.